UUCCGGCGCCGUUGGCGAGCUGUAGUUUGGGCAACAUGUCCGCAGCAGUCUGCAGUGUUUCGUGCACUAAUUUCGUUUGACUUCGCUAAGGAUAGCAACAAAAUUGUUGGAUUAGUUGCGUUUACAGUAAUUUUGUCAUCUUAUUACAAUUCGCAGAGAACGUUGACGCCGUGUCGUCUGGCUGAACGAUGCGCUCUUUGAUGAUUUAGCGUCCGAGAUACGAUGUAUAAAAUUUGAGUGAUAUCAAAGUUCUACUAAUGGCAGAGGAAGAAAGCACCCCAGCACUUUCAGAUCAAGAUGGUACUGAUACCUCCCAAUCAAAAGAUGCCUACAUACCAGAAGAACCUACUCAGGAUGUCUCGAUUUCCUUGUUGGAUAUACAAAUGCCGGAAACACCGGAAAGCACCAAAGGACAAGUAAGCGAUGGCGAUACAUCGAGACUGGAAAGUCCAAAGAUGGUCAAACCAGUACUUGGCAAAGUUCAGGCUAAAAAACGGUUAAUGGCAUUUGCCAAUAAAUUUAAAGUACUUCUUAAACCUCAAGUUAAAUCAAACUUAUCUCAGCAUUCCACUGGAGCUUUAAAAAUGAAAGAUAAAGGAGCACAAGAUGAUACAAGUACGAGCAAAUCUAGAAAAAAGACAGAAGAAAAAAUUUUGGCCAUUGAAGAAAUUCGAAGAGAGGAAUCUAAAAGCAAACUAUUACUAGCAGAAGCCAUGGCAGCAGCAAGUAUGGAAGAGGAACAUCAUGGCAAGAAUAUAUCUGGUUUAUUAGAAAACCCAAAACACAUGAAAGAAAGAAGCAAACACGAGGGAAGUGAUUCUCGUAAAGGCAGAUCGGCGAUGGAACGGAAAUAUUCAGAGAGGCACCGACAUCGCGACAAAACUGACAGAGAUAGCGCAAAUCAGGAAAUGAAGGACAGAAGCGGAAGCGUAGAGCGUUCUGCACGAAAAUCUCAAGAGAAAGAGAAACAUAAGAAAGAUAAGAAAAGGAAGGACGACAGGGAUAGACGGGAUAGUAGCAGAAUGGAUUCAAGUCGGGACAAGCGAGACGAGGGUAAAGAUAGGAAAGAAAAUGAAAAGGAGAGAAGGGAAGAGACGAGAGAAAAGAGAGACGGUGCAAAAAGUAAGAAGGAAAAUACGAAGGAUAAGCGACACGAUGCGCUCGAAGGGGAGGCUGAAAGUAAGGAUAAAAAGGACAAGGAUAAGGACAGAUGGAGGGAAAAGGAAUUAAUGAAGUGUAAUUCCUGGGCGGAGUUACGUAAAUCCGGUUUAACUCUCGACGAUAUUGUCCAACUUAAGAAACGUGACAAUUCCGAACGAGCCGCAAAGAACAGAACAGUGCAAGACUUUGCACGUCAUUUCGAGCAGAUGUUGAUGUUGAACAAUUACCGUCUGAAGCGUCAAGCGGUGAUAGCCGAGGGACUUGACGGACCUAGAAAGUAUCCACCUGAGUCGAUCAGGACAACGAAACGGGCGAAAGGAUCGCAAAUAUUGUACUGCGAAAAUCCGAAUGUAUCCCUUUUGUUACGCGCCCCGCAACUUUUGGAAGCCGUCACGCCGGAACGUCGCGAGAGGAUACGAGACAUAUGCGAAGCGUCUUCAUCGCGAGUCGAUGUGGUGGAGGUGGAGGAUACGGCGCAGCAGAAGCGCAAUUGGUAUCAACAAAUUAAUUCACUCAAGUAUCACAAAGACGCCAAGUGGCAGGUGCCUGUACAGCUACCCAAGUCAAAGUGGGACAGUGAAGACGAGGAGGCGUCGUCCACCAGCGUGAUAAAGGAAGAAAUUGAGAAAGCGGCGAACAAGCUGAAUCAACAAGAAGGAUGUUCCACAUCUUGCAGCGUAACCGACGAAGAUAAGACCGACAACGACGUCGAGGAAGUUAAAGGAAAUCGAAGUGAAUCCAGUGAGAAGGCGAUCGACAAUACGGCGACAAGUGACAAGGUGUCCUCGGCGUCUCCCUCGUUGCAGUCUGCCGGCGAUGAAAAAUUAGCUUCCGAGUAUGAGCAGUUCAUGAAAAUGGUGUGCACCGAUAUUCCGACCGGGACGGAUGUGACUAAAGAGUAUUCUCCAAAAAAGAGUGUCGUUAAAUCUGCCUCCCCGCACACCUAUCAUGAGUUCAACAUAGAGUCUAACUCGGUGGAGGAUAACGCGAGCAUCGAGAUAUUUGAAGAACCAGAAAAACUGCAAACGAAAGGAUCGACAAAGAGUCCAGAGGAAGAAUCCACUCCUUCGACGGACAUUCAAGUGCAGAUCGCUGAAAGUGAUAUGCACGUUGAGCACGCGGGUAACAACGAUCAGUCCGAAGACUCGAAAUCGAUACCGAGCGAUUGGGAGAACGUUAGAAUCAAGGUUGAGCGAUUGAGCGACGAGAACACAGAAUCGAGGGAAGUGAAGAAAAAGAAGAAACAGAAGAAGGUAACCUCCAGCAGUGAUUCAUCGAGUAGCAGCAGUUCCUCCGAGUCGGAAAGAGAGAAGAAGAAGAAGCGUAAGAAGAUAUCGAGUAAUUCCUCUUCUUCUGAUUCCGACAGUACGGAUAGCAGCAGCAGCAGCAGUAGCAGCGACUCCAGUAGCUCGGAUGAGAAGAGGAAGCGGAAACGAAAGAAGAAGAAGGCUGAUAAGAAGAGGAAAAAAGCAAGGCGCGCCGCGCGAACGAAGAAAAAGCGGAGGAGAAAGAUGAGCACUGAUUCCAGCAGCAGUGACUCGGACGAACGUAGGAAAAAGAAGAGGAAAACCAAGAAGAAAAAGGAAGCUAAACAGUUUGACAUAAAAUCCAUUAAUAACGGAGACAUAAGCACGGUGAUAUCCGGAUCUCCGGUAAUAUCUUCGCCAUCGGAUGGAACGAAGAUAUUGCACUCGACGACUCCGGCAAAGAAAAUUAAAGAGGAAGCUAUAGCUGAAGAGAAAACAAGAACUGAUCAAGUUACGUCAACGAGAAGGAGCGUCGCUGGUAUUAAUGUGCAUGGCACUACUGAGUGUAGAAAACAGAAAAGUGGAAGGAAGGAGGAUAAAUCUGAGGAAGGUUUUGUCGAAGAGUGGGAAAUGGAUUCUAUAAUUCCAAGCCAACAAAAUGGUGGUGACACAUCGAGCCAGGAUCAUACUGAAUUAGGAAACAUUGACGGUUUGGAGAAAGAUAAACAUCGAAAGAAAAGAAAGCACAGUCGAGAUAACGGUGAGCAAGACAAAGAUAGAUCGUCCAAAGUUAAUGAAGCGAGAAUUCAUAGAGGAAAAGAAAGAUCGGAUGAGGAACCUGACACGAAAAAGAAGAAACGGAAGGAGAAGGAUGUAAGAAGUAGCACCGAAUUUCUGGCAGAUUGGGAAAGAGAGAGCGAGCGUAUCACGCAGCAAAUUAUGCAGAACGAGGUAAAAUUUUCGAAAAAGGCAGGAAAACAAAAGAAGGAGACAUGGGGGGAAACAGAUUUCGAUACAUUAAAUGUGCCGUCGUUAACACAGCUCGAGAAUGAGGUAUGUGAGAAGCAACUUUUGGCAGAUGAAUGGGAAGUGGACAGCUUGGAAGCGUUAUCAGAUCUGAAUCUGAACAAAAGAAGGAGCACGUCGAAAAAAAUCGGGAAAGAAGUUCGAUAUGAUAAGAAAACGGAUACUUACAUCGCGAUUGAGAAAGAAGAGUCACGAGACAUAAAAAAGAAACAAGAACGUUUAUGCGCAAUAAGAAUAUGGGAGGAAGAGCAAGAGGAAGGUGAAAGGGAAGAGAUGAUGCUCUUGCAACAAAAGAAGAAGCGUAAGAAGGACGAUUGGGAUAUAGAGGAAGAAUCAUUUUUGCGCAAGAGUAACGAAGAAAUAGGAAUUCAUAUGGCCAAUGACAUUGUCGGGGUAGAGAAAGAUUGGAGCAAAUUAAGUGAGAAUACAAACGUCAAGGAAGACUCGAAUAAGUUACCGAUGAAACUUGAGCCACUCGCUUCGAAGCGAGUUAAAAAAAGUCGUUGGGACAUGGGCUCACAGUCCGAAGAAAAGCCAGACGCUAAAGACAUAUGGGAGGAAGAAUACGCCGAAUGGUCCAAGAAUAAGUGCGAACAGAAGCUUGGAAAGACGGAAAAGACCGAGUCUCACGCCACGGAAUAUUCGGAGAGCUCUGCUAAACCUGAUCUCAUAGAAUUCCAUCACAAAAAGUCACAGAAUAGAGAAUCACUGGAAAGAUCAUGGACAUCGGAAGAGAUGACGACUAAAUCCGUGCAAGCAAAGAAGACGGAAGAUGUAUCAAUAAAAAAUUUAAUAUCUACGGAAACGGAUAAAGAGCAGAUUGCGUCUACUAAAAUGAAACUUCAAAGUAGCAAUCAAUUUAAAGACAUUUUGGGAUUGAACGCAAAGUUUAAGGAGAAAACUAUAGAAUUGUACAGUCCCAGCUCUCCAGCGCUCUCUCAAAAGUCUCAGGACGCAGAAACAUCUAAUGAUAGCAAUUCUCUACCCCGUGAAAAAAGAAGAAAAGAAACAUCGAUCACAACAGAGGAAUUAUCAAUUCCAACGGAUGGUAUACCUUUACAACUAAUGAAACUACGUGACACCAAACAUGCAACGAACGAAAAGAUUGAAAAGGACAAAAUACAACUGGAGGAUGAAAGUUCUGUCCAUAAAUUCGACAUUAAACACCCUGACAAUUUGUUCGAUGACUUGCCUCCUAGUGAACUUUGCUCGGAAAAGCAUAACUCUAAAUCGAUACGUAUGGAUAUUUUUGCGGAGUAUGAAUCGGAGGAAUCGCGAAGUAAGUGUGCUACGAGCUCUAAUACAAGCUUGGAAACUCACGCAAAAGAUGAUGAAGGAAAGACGGCGCUUAAAUUCAUUCCUAAGCAAUUCUUGAUUCGACGUUCGACGAACGAACAAGUAAAAUCGAAACGUAUCCUAGAAGCACCACUGCAGGAUCCCGAACAGCACGCCGCGGCUCUAUUGUCAAUACAGAAGAAGCUGCUGGAGUCGCAUACGUUGAAGGAUGACAUUAAACAGUCGUCAAGUGAAGAGCCGGUGGAUCAAUUUAAGUCACGAUACAGCGCGCCGAGCAGCAACGAAACCGAUAAAUUAUUAGACACAACCGAGUUCGCCGUGGCUUCCAAAUCGUCAGUAAUAUCGGAACAACGAUCGAGAUCUCCCGCAUUGGAGAAGAUGGCAUCUGUCCAAUCUGAACAGUCUGAAAGUUACAAGAAAGAGAGCAAAAACGAUGACGCAAAACGAAACAAGAGCGGUCGAAAUCUGAGUGAUACCAACGUUUCAUCGAGCGCACGAUCUCCCACCAGGGAGCAAAGGAGAAGGAGUCCUAGCAGAAAAGAGAGCGAGAAACGGUAUUCACACGAUUACGGUAAAGACAAGAAAGACAGGAGAUCCGAUGACGCGGACAAAUCUGACAGGAGGGACAGCAGAAGCUCGAAAACCGACUUCGCGGACAGCCGGAGAAAGUCGAGCCCUUCGGGACGAGGGAGGAAAAAGAGGAGCGGGAGUCCGUAUGGUUCGUGGAAUGAACGACAGAGAAGCGGAAGUAGAAGCCCUGGCCACAGCUGGAGCAGAAGUCGCAGCAGAAGCCCGAAGAGGAAAGAUGAAGCUAAUACGCGGAACAGAGAUAAGAAAAGAGAGAGAUACGGUGACGACGAGAGAGCCGGUAGGUCGAGGACAGAUGAAAGAAGAGACAAAUAUGCGCGAUCUCCACGUUUUAGCUACAACGAAGAUAACUUUAAGAAGCACGGGUCUGUAUCUGCUAAAGGCAAUCGUGAUGAUUGGGGUAGAAGAAGACAUGAUAGCGUAGACAGAGAUCGUGAGCAGGAUGUUAGAUCGUAUGAUUCAAUUGAUGUAUCGAGAGAUAGAACAAUGGAUUCUGAAGCAUAUAGAGAUAGCAGAUUUCACGCGGAGGGAGAAGCAGGUCGUGCGUUUUGGGAAUACGAGGGCAGCAAUAUUUUACGAGAUGGCAAUGAAUCUAUAGAUUCUUACGCUGCCGGGCAAGAUUUGCCUCUUGAGUACGACGAUCGGGCAUACUAUAGAGAAGGAAGUCUGGAAAGACUACAGAGUUCGCCACAGCAUUCUUCAAGAUACAAAAGAAGCCAAAGAUCUAGUGGAAAGAGGGAGCGACAGUGGGAGAAAGACAAAGAUACUUCGGAUCUAGAUCGUCACGGGCAUCUCGCGCAAAGAUCACGAAAUCGUACGCCACCGCGAUCAAGGCACUCGCCCGCGCGACAAUCUGAACGGUUCAGACGAAAAUCUAGAUCGCGAUCUUGGUCGCGAUCAAGCUCGCGCUCUAGGUCAACGUCGAGAUCAAGAUUGAGAAUGCGAUCGCGGUCUAGGUCGAACAGCAGAUCUCCGUCAAACCGGAGAUCCAGGGCGAGAUCGACCUCUCUGUCGCGAUUAAGGAGCCCGGAACAUGGAUUGAGAUUGUCGGAAUUGCGGUCUUCCAGAUCUCCCUCGCCCGGAAGAGGUAGACUGAACGAAAUAGGUAGGGAAAGGAAGGACGAGGAUGAAAACAGAAAGCUUAACGUUUGUGGCGAAAGGGGUAGACGUAUAGAGACUAUUGUUCAAUCGGGGGCGAGCGUCUUAGACUCAGAAAUGGGUAUUAAUAGUAUGGACGCAGUUGCAAGCUUCCAAUAUUCAAAUGAGAUUGAGGGUGGAAAUGAAUAUUAUUAUACAGAAAACAAUUUAACUUAUCCUCCGUGUAUAGACGACUCAUCUGCGAGCUCACCGAAACGUUUAUCGCUUGACGAUAGAUUAGAGAUAGAGUUAGGUAUUAAAAAGCAACACAGCAAGGAUUCCAGUUCUUCGGAAUAUUCUUCCAAUUUCAAUCCCAAUGUCGUAGUAUAUCCAUCGCCUCCUCCACAGCAACACCAAAUGAUGUACAGGCAACAGCCUACUGUUUUGCAGGUUGGAAAUGUCUUGCAAGUGGUCCCAGCUGACUUUAACGGAGUGCAGUCAGCACGUCGAGAGGCACCUACAGCCGCGACUCCACCUGCGCGAGCUGGCUCUAGUCAGGUAGUUCGCGUAGGCAACGUUCUCCAAGUAGUGCCUACGUCGUUAGAUUGGAGCGCCGAUCAAUCAUCGUCGACUGCGGAUCAAUCGAGCAGAGUUUUAUAUUCCUCCUCAGCGGUUCCUCCUUCGCCAGCCUCCUCCACUUCUAUGUCCGUACCUGUUCCCGUACCAGUCCCUGUACCACCAGCUGUCCCCACCGCGACGAACAAUCUUGCUCCUGUGGCAACCAUGUCACCCGUUGCUCCAUUGCCGCUCUCGUUACCAGUACCUGUACCCGUGCCAGUUCCGAUUCCCGCGACAGCGACGGCAUUUCCGAGAAGCGAGGUUCAGCCACAAAAAAUAGUUCAACCGGUGUACAAUUACGAAGCUAUACUCGAGACACGUCGUAAGGAGCGAGAGGAACGCAAGAGGUUGCGCGAGUUGCGCCGAAAAGAAAAGGAACGCAAGAGAAUAGAACGGACAAAUCGACGAGCGUUGCGACUACUGGAGAAGAACAGUACGCUCGCGCGACAAGCUGGUGGUGCCUCGUUGGAUCACCGCAAAGUCUCGACUGUUGAUCCAUCGGUUCUGAAAGCGCUUCGAGAGGGCGAGGAACAAGGAGACGUCGAAUCUCAAUCAACUAAUCCUGUAAAAGAGGAAGAGGAAGCAGCAGCAUCCAUGAAAGAGGAUGACGAGGACGCCGCCCCGGAUGAGGACGAGGAUGAGGAUGAAGAUGAGGCCGAGGUCGAGGCUGAAGCUGAAGGUGAGAUCGAAGCCGAAGCUGAAGCUGGUGCUGAAGCUGAUGCCGAGAUUGAAGCGGAAGCGGAGGAUGAUGAUGAGGAAGAAGAAGACGAGGACGAGGAUGAUGAUGACGAUGACGAAAAACCACCACAAGUGAUUAAUCAACAAACGGAAGAAAUAACUGAUGAAACAAUACCUAUUGACGUGAACAAAAGUCCAGCGGAAAUUGAAACUAAGAAAGAGUGGCCGAAACUACCGCCUCCGCCAUUAAAAGGCAUACUAAUUGCACCAGGAUUUAGAAGAGACGCAGUUUCUAACGGUGAUUUGGACAAUUUGUCGGACGCGGAUGAUGACAAGAGUGGCAGUGACAAGGACGAAGAAGCAGAUAAAAAUAAUGAAUGCGACAGAGACGCGGAGCUUGAUGCUAAGCCAAGUAAAUCGAGAUUGGCGAGAUUGAUGAAUAAGACGAGAAGGAGUAAGAAGUCGGUCCAAUUCGCUGAUGGUAUAAAACCUGGUGAGGGUACGAGUCCUAGUGGCGGCGAGGGAGACAUGCCUUCACCGCCACCUCCCACUGGAAUAAGUUUCCGCGAAGGACUGAAAGACUUGAGGAGAGACAAGAUUUACAGCUCCCGAAAGAGCAGGAAACAAGAGAAGAGAGCGAGACCACCGAAAGCAAAGAAGAAAGUUAAGGUGAAGAUAAUCAAGUUGAAGAAACCGCGCGUUACUCCGUUAACGGCCAUGAUGAUGGAUGACUCUGACGAAAUGGACGAUCGUUCACCACCCCCGCCGCCUCCUGGUUCUCCGCCGCCGCCGCAUCUCUGGCCCAGCUAUCUCUCGGCUUACAAUACAGCGGUCCGUGCAGUCGAGCAACCGCCAACCGCGACUUCCACUUUGGCAUCAGUUCCACAAGCUCCACCACCGCCGACCCCGUUGCCUCUUUUAGUUCCACCACCGCCAUUAAAUUAUACCAUCCAACCGUGCAGCAAAGCUUAAGGUAGUACUUGUAGCGCAAAUUUUGUACAUUGUUUGGAGUAGCCUGUAUAGGUGCAUCACUCUUGUCAUCACAUUUGAACGAUGUACCUACACAUCGAGGAUUGCGUUAGAUGAAGGAUGAGAGGUGUACAUUAAUCUCGAAGUUAAGACUUAACCGAUAAUGAAAUUAGAAGGAAGAAAGAAGUGUUGUGGAGUAUAUAUAUAUAUAUGUAUAAUGAUAAUUGAUAUUGUAAAUAUCAUCGCAACAUAGUCAUUACUUUCCGACCAAGAGAAAUAUUGCUAUAAAUCUUAAGAUCCAUUGCGUCCAUAAUUUUUAGUAACUUUAUAUUUCUAAUUCAGUUCAUAUAUUUUCGAUAUCGAUGAGAAACGUAAAAUACAUUAGGGGGUCACAAUGGCAAUGGAUAGUGUAAUUACUCAUCAACUUGUCGCAUCGUUAAUGAGACUCAUUAUAAGAAUAUAUUCAUUAAUGUAUCUACAUUAUAUUAUAUAAUAAUUUGUCACAAAUACACGUGUGACUUGAAA
Messenger RNA from Ooceraea biroi (clonal raider ant), 9185 nucleotides. Its product is annotated as trichohyalin. The record is from RefSeq and is a predicted model, not a curated record. NCBI's taxonomy places the organism in Eukaryota, Metazoa, Arthropoda, Insecta, Hymenoptera, Formicidae.